UUCCCCUCUUCGGAAACAGGUCCAAGUGGCUCUUUUUGUCUUUAAGGUUGCAGACCCCUGCCCUAACCCAACACACCAGCUUCCUUUUGCUCUUCCCUUGCGAGUGCCAAACAGAAGCCUCGGGGGUCUCACUCUUUAGCUCCAGGGAGCUGAGGCUGAUGGGCUUUUGAACUGUGCACUGGAGGUGGUCAAGAAGCUGGCGUGAGUUUCGAUAGCCAGCUGUGGGCAUCCGUGGGAAGGUGGGCGCACACUGGGGUAGUGGGGCUUAAUCUUAGGGUUCCCUCUCUAUGCCAGGCCUGUGGUUCCUCAGCAAGCAUGGCCUUUCCUCGCUCUGUAUCAAGUGCUCCUUUUGCCCCGGGGAGAGAACGCAUUUUGUUUGGGGGAGUUGGGACAAGUUCAGCAGAAACUCAUAGUGAACAAGUUUCCUUCUGAAGUUGGGUGUGUGUGACGGACAGACGGGGCCUUGCUUGGUCGACCUGAGCAGCUAUGCUUUCUGUAAUUUCAGUGGAUAAAAUAAAUCUGGGGCAACUCUUGUUGCACCCUUCAGGACAGAGACUCCGUAGCCAACUGAUCCCCUGCCUUGUCUUGUUAAAAGCUGUUGUGUACUUCUCCUCUGUCCUGGGCGGCUGAAGCCCAGCUUCCUGGCUUCCUUCCAGGCCCUGUUUUCCUCCUUUUCCUGCCCUCCCGAGAAAGGAGGGCAGCACACAAGGUACUCUGUGUGUGGACAGGGAGCCCUUUUCUUCCAGGGCUGGCCUGUUCUGCCGUCUGCUUCCUGUUUAGCCAGGCAGCAGACCCAGAUCGGAUCCAUUUGCUCCCCCACUUGCUGUGUUUAUUUGAAGCCUUACAAAGUUGUGCAGCUGGCAGAAAAUUAGAUUCAGAGUUCUUGGCCUGCUGUGUCAGGCUUGUGAAAUCCGGGAGAAGGGGAAGGCAGUGUGCAGAUCUGAGUUAUGUAGGUAUUCCUGAAACACUAUCCCCUUCCAUCUCUGGGGGCUGGAUCCUUACUCCUGAGAAACUGGAGCGUUGGUGGAAGUUCCAUGACAUCAGGGCAGCUCAGUCAGCAGGGGAGAGGGUGGGGCUGGCAGGCUUCGGCCAGUGAUGCCGCCUGGGCAAACUUGGCAGGCUACAAACAGCAGCAUCUUGUCCCCGUCUGGGAGGCUGACCAGUUUCUCCAUCAGAGAAGCCUUUGAGGCUGUGUGUCCGACCAGUCUGCAGAAAUGGGGGGUCCUGCCUGGGGCACCCUCGGGGGCGCCCUUAUACUCCUCGGGGCCCUUUGGGGACUCGCGUGGGGCGGGCAGCAGAUGGGCAAGCUUGCGGACAAGAAGCUGUGUGCCGACGCCGAAUGCGACCAUCCCAUCUCCAUCGCAGUUGCUCUCCACGACUACAUCGCGCCCGAUUGCCGCUUCAUCCACAUCCAGAGGGGCCAAGUGGUCUACGUCUUCUCCAAGCUGAAGGGCCGCGGGCGACUCUUCUGGGGAGGCAGCGUGCAAGGAGACUAUUAUGGGGAGCAGCCAGCCCGCCUGGGCUACUUCCCCAGCUCCGUCGUCCAGGAGAACCAGUACCUGAAGCCAGGCAAGGUGGAAGUGAAGACUGACAAAUGGGAUUUCUACUGCUAGUGACUCAAGCAGACCAGAUUCGGGUGACGCCCCAGCUCUCGUUCCCGGAGACCGCGCCAGCCUUGCAGGGUAGGCCGCCCAGGAGUCUCACGCCUGCUCUGCCUAGUUCUCUCUAGAUGCUGCUGUUUUCCCUACGUGGGUCUUGCAAGGGGGUGGGGGCCGCAUCCUGCAGCUGCCCCUCAGGUGUAGAUGAAGAUGGGAGCUUCAAUUGACACAACUGACCCCUUGCGCCCUUGAA
Podarcis muralis (Common wall lizard) is the source of this 1851-nucleotide messenger RNA. It is a transcript of the gene MIA, whose product is annotated as MIA SH3 domain containing. Gene Ontology annotation, biological process: extracellular matrix organization. Gene Ontology annotation, molecular function: protein binding. The record is from RefSeq and is a predicted model, not a curated record. Lineage: Eukaryota; Metazoa; Chordata; Lepidosauria; Squamata; Lacertidae.